UCUUCACUCCCCCAGAUCUCAACCCCCAUUUAGCCAAAUACUCAAACUAUAGCUCAAUAGCAACCCCAUUAUAUUUUCUUGAAAUUCUAUUGGGUAUUUAGUAUACUAAGUUGUAUCAAGAUUCAUAAAAAUUGAAUCUUUACACUGUGUUAAGUUGCUAGAAGCAUUGUAAUGGUGGAGGCACAGUCAUGGACUACAAGAAGGGGAAGCAAUCCAAGAUUGGAGUCACCCCAAGAUCAAGUCUUGGAUAUGCCAGUAACCCCAACUGCUGAAAUCAGGCAGCAACAGUAUUCUAAUGGUGGGAUAACUUCUUUGGUGUCACCAAAUGUACUUACUGCUCUUAUAAUUGCUUCUUGGUACUGUUCAAAUAUUGGGGUGUUGUUGCUAAACAAGUAUCUUUUAAGUUUUUAUGGUUAUCGUUACCCAAUAUUCUUGACUAUGUUGCAUAUGUUGUCAUGUGCUACUUAUAGUUUAGUUGCUAUUAAGUGGCUGGAAGUUGUUCCUUUCCAGCAGAUACAUAGCAGGAAACAGUUCUUCAAGAUUCUUGCUUUGAGUGCUAUUUUUUGUUUUUCUGUUGUGUGUGGUAAUACUUCAUUGAGGUACCUUCCUGUAUCGUUUAAUCAAGCAAUUGGUGCUACUACCCCAUUUUUUACUGCUAUUUUUGCUUUUGUGAUUACUUGUAAGAAAGAAACUGCUGAGGUUUAUUUAGCUCUUGUCCCUGUGGUUCUUGGUAUUGUUUUGGCUAGCAAUAGUGAGCCAUUGUUCCAUUUGUUUGGGUUCUUGAUGGCUUUAGGUUCAACUGCUGGGAGAGCCUUGAAAUCUGUUGUUCAGGGGUUGUUGUUAUCCUCUGAUGCUGAGAAAUUACACUCCAUGAAUCUGUUAUUAUACAUGGCUCCAAUGGCAGCAAUGAUUUUGCUUCCUUUUACACUAUACAUAGAGGGGAAUGUAGCAGCAGUUACGGUGGAGAAAGCUAAGGGAGAUGGAUUUAUGGUUUUCUUGUUGAUUGGUAAUGCCACAGUUGCUUAUUUGGUGAACUUAACUAAUUUCUUGGUUACUAAGCAUACAAGUGCCUUGACACUGCAAGUUUUGGGGAAUGCUAAGGCUGCAGUGGCUGCAGUGGUGUCAGUUUUGAUAUUCAGGAAUCCAGUGAACAUCAUGGGCAUAACAGGAUUUGCUGUGACUGUAAUGGGUGUGGUGCUUUACAGUGAGGCAAAGAAGAGAUCUAAAGUAACAGCACACUGAUGAUAGCUUGAAAGAUUCAAUCUUGAUGAUGCCACACAAAGGUACAAUUUUUUUUUUUGGUCUAAUUAGAAUUCAUUCUGGUUGGGGAUGUUAAGUGGUUGGAUUGUAUUCCACUGUAUAGGAAGAAAGAUGGGGUAAAGUGGAAAAAGGUUUAUGUGCUAUGCUUUUUUUCCUCUAUAUAAUUGUUCUUGAUUGGGGGUGGUUUAAAGAGAAUAAAGUUGUCUCUUUUACUUUUCCCCUUUCUGUAAUUUUAUACUCCUUUGAUGCAACUACAACAAAGAAAGACUGAUUCUUUCGAUAUUGUUCUCUAUGUGUAAUAUUUUGGUGGGAGAAUUGUCCUCCCAAUAUAUUUUGUCCAAACUCAAGUUUACUUUCCUA
Solanum stenotomum is the source of this 1620-nucleotide messenger RNA. RefSeq names its product probable sugar phosphate/phosphate translocator At1g12500. Gene Ontology annotation, cellular component: Golgi apparatus. NCBI's taxonomy places the organism in Eukaryota, Viridiplantae, Streptophyta, Magnoliopsida, Solanales, Solanaceae. Bases 172 to 1242 code for a protein of 356 amino acids. Gene Ontology annotation, molecular function: antiporter activity. The transcript has a single exon. The record is from RefSeq and is a predicted model, not a curated record.